Molecule: messenger RNA, 307 nt
Organism: Corticium candelabrum
Lineage: Eukaryota; Metazoa; Porifera; Homoscleromorpha; Homosclerophorida; Plakinidae
Product: mitochondrial import inner membrane translocase subunit Tim9-like
Exons: 3
Coding region: 23-292 (89 amino acids)
Source: RefSeq, a predicted model, not a curated record
AUGCGUCGCAGACUCUCUAGAAAUGGAGAAGCUUUCCACAGCCCAACAAGCGCAAAUGGAGGUAGCACAGUUUAGAGAGUUCCUGACGACGUACAACAGACUGUCAGAGUCGUGUUUUAUGGACUGCGUCAAUGACUUCACAUCGAGAAAAGUGACAGGAAAGGAAGAUCAAUGUGCGUCUCAUUGCGUUGAGAAAUACUUGAAGCUAACACAGAGAUUGUCACUACGAAUACAGGAACACCAAGCUCAGCAGCUAGAAGCAAUGGGCGUCAAGCCUGGACAGACAUCAUGAUUUUGUGUACCCUCU